Molecule: messenger RNA, 1983 nt
Organism: Pseudozyma hubeiensis SY62
Lineage: Eukaryota; Fungi; Basidiomycota; Ustilaginomycetes; Ustilaginales; Ustilaginaceae
Exons: 2
Coding region: 1-1983 (660 amino acids)
Biological process (GO): translational initiation
Cellular component (GO): cytoplasm; eukaryotic translation initiation factor 3 complex
Molecular function (GO): translation initiation factor activity
Source: RefSeq, a predicted model, not a curated record
AUGGCCGCCAACCUUCCCCAGCAGGGCCAGUCCAACGGCGCCGCUUUCGACCAACACCAGCAGCAACCUCAGCGACAGCUUUUCGGUGGUGAAGAAGAGUUCGGCGAUGAAGACGAGCUCGGAGACGAUGUCGAUCUCGUCGUAGGCGACUACUCCGCUCCGUUUGCCGGUGAGGCUGGUGCCGAAGUCGACGAGGCGCAGGCCGCCGCUCUUGCCGCAGCCCACGCCCAAGCACAGCAGCAGGCCCAGGCCGCUGCCCUCGCCGCAGUCCCCGACCAGAUCCGCAAGUACAUCGUGCUCUUCAACCAAGCCGUGCAGAACAACAACGUCCAGGACAUCAGCAACGCCUACGAGGGAACGUGGAACCGACUCACCGACAAGUUCUACGCUCGCUCCGAGUGGCCCGAAGCCGAGACCAUCGCUCCUCUCGUCAACGACGACCAGAAGUUCCUGACUCUGUACCGAGAGCUCUGGUACCGUCACGUCUACUCGCGUCUCAGCCCCGACGGUGAGGACCGCUUCCAUUCGUAUGACAACUACUGCGACUUUUUCAACUUUGUGCUCAACAGCGACGGACCGGUGCAGCUCGAGCUGCCCGCCCAGUGGCUGUGGGACAUCAUCGACGAGUUCAUCUACCAGUUCCAGAGCUUCUCGCAGUGGAGGAACAAGGUGUCGAACAAGUCGGAGGACGAGAUCGCGCUUUUGCAGGAUGGAGGCGUGUGGAGCAGCUACUCUGUUCUCAACGUGCUGUACUCGCUCAUCCAGAAGUCGCGCAUCACCGAGCAGCUGGUAGCAGCCAGCAAGGGUGAAGAUCCGGACGAAGUUGCCGGAGAGUUCGGCUCCAAACCUCUCUACCGCAUGCUCGGAUACUUCUCCAUCAUCGGUCUGCUUCGAGUCCACGUCUUGCUCGGAGACUACACUCUGGCGUUGAAGAUGCUCGACCACAUCGAGCUCAACAAGAAGUCCGGGCUGAUCAACCGCGUCACUGCCUGCCACGUCACCGCCUACUACUACGUCGGUUUCGCCUACCUCAUGCUCCGCCGCUACCCGGAUUGCAUCAAGAGCUUCACGCACAUCCUCGUCUUCAUCAUGCGUCUUCGUCAGUACCACACCCGAUCGUACCAGUACGAUCAGAUCAACAAGACCGCCGAUCGAAUGUACGCGCUCCUCUCCACGGCGUGCGCUCUCUGCCCCACGCGUCUGGACGAAAACAUCCAGACGCAGAUGCGCGAAAAGUACGGCGAACAAUUCAACAAGAUGACCAAACCCGGGUCGGAGGGAAUCGCCGCGUUCGAGGAGCUCUUCAUCUACGCCUGCCCUAAAUUCAUCACCGCCAACUCUCCACCUUACCACGACGAGGAGGCGCUCGCCGCGUUCACGGACAAGGUGUACCCCGAUCCCACCCAGCACCAGCUGCGCGUCUUCCUGUCCGACGUCAGAAGUCAGCUCUCCAACGCCAACGUACGCUCGUUCCUGCGACUGUACACCACGCUGGGGACCGACAAGUUGGCCUCGUUCCUCGAGAUCGACGAGGAGGAGUUGGUCGAGAUGAUGAUGGUCAUGAAGAACUCGACUCGAUCGCUCAAGUGGUCGAGCGGAAGUCUGUUGGAGGGCGAGGUGGUCAACACGAGCGAUUUGGAUUUCGUCAUCGACACCGAUAUGGUUCACAUUGCCGAGUCGAGGGUGGGCAGGAGGUAUGGAGAUUGGUUCUUGAGGAACGGCACUAGGAUGCACGAUGUGCUGGCCAACAUUCAGAGCAAGGCGUUGCCGAUCGUGGACAAGCAGGCGCAGGAGGAGGCGAACGCUGCGGCAGCGGCGGCGGCGGGCGCUGGCGAGGGCAAGGAUAAGAAGGACAACAAGGGCAAGAGCUCCUGGAGCGGAGGAGCUAAGAGCGGCGGUGGUGCGUUCUCGAGAGCUGCAGGUGCAGGUGCAGGUGCGAGGAGCGCAGGUCUGAAGGAGCGGAGAGAUUUCCACCCAACAUGA